Mesocestoides corti is the source of this 873-nucleotide messenger RNA. The record is from the annotation of a GenBank genome assembly. Lineage: Eukaryota; Metazoa; Platyhelminthes; Cestoda; Cyclophyllidea; Mesocestoididae.
AUGUGCUUGAAAUUCACGCCCACAAACUUGCCGCAUUUGAAAGCAGCCCACUUCUCUGACUUUCCGUGUCAAAUCGUUGAUAUUCUUCGUUCUUGUGGUGAUAGGUCUUGGGUGUUUGCAAAUUCCAAACUGGCUCGUAAGGCGGUGGGAAUGGAUGACAUGUGUCGUCGCUACGAGCGGGUCACGUCUGUUCUCCGACAGGCCCUGAAUGCGGUUCUAUCGAAUCCCGAUCGGCCGAGAAACUGCCUUGUGUCUCAGCUUGUCGACAACGAAGAAGGCGAACUUACUCUGGGGAAUGCACAUCAAAUGUUGUUUGAGUUGAUGGCUGCGGGGGUUGACACAGCAGGACUCACUCUAACCUGGUGUUGCUACGCGAUCGCCAGUGGAAAGUUGACGGUUUCACCAGAUGACGUCUUCAACGAAUCCCACCUCGAGGUGGUGCAUCGCCUGGGGAGUACGGUGCCUCUGGCAAUGCCACAUCGAGCCCGCUUCGACAGCCGCGUCUGCGGUUACUACGUGCCCAAGGACAGCGUUGUCAUCUUCAACAUUUUCGGCGUCCACCAGGCUCAACUGAAGGAACAGAUCUGCACCAUCACUGGUUCCGGAUGUUCGCAUAAACAGACGGCGACCUUCCAGCCCAAGAUGUACUUCUGCGAAUCUGCUAUUCCAUUCUCAUUGGGUCCAAGAGCUUGCCCUGGAUUCACGUAUGCAACACGUCUGGUCACAAGGGUGAUGACCCACCUCAUUGCCAAUUUCGAAAUCAAGGAAUGCGACAAGGCGGCUGGCAACGUAGACGGCUACAGAGGUGGCCUAACGAGACCUCCAGCAGAUCAAUGUUUCCGAUUUAUCCCACUUAGGGGGACUGAGGAGUAG